Elephantulus edwardii (Cape elephant shrew) is the source of this 1878-nucleotide messenger RNA. It is a transcript of the gene DNAAF3, whose product is annotated as dynein, axonemal, assembly factor 3. The record is from RefSeq and is a predicted model, not a curated record. The transcript has 11 exons. Lineage: Eukaryota; Metazoa; Chordata; Mammalia; Macroscelidea; Macroscelididae. Gene Ontology annotation, biological process: motile cilium assembly; axonemal dynein complex assembly.
AUGACCACACCAGCGGGGUCUGGGACAGGAUUCGGUUCCGUGUCAUGGUGGGGUCUGUCCCCAGCAUUGGACCUGCAGGCUGAAAGUGAGUGAUCCACCUCGUUGCUUAGCUACCUCUCACAGGACUACCAACCCCAGCAUGCUAUUAUCUUGCCAGGUCCUCCUGCAGACCCAGACCCGCAGGUACAAACAGAGCCCGGCGAUCCUAAGCUAGAUGUGCUGCUGCUGGGCUCUGUGGAUGGACGGCACCUGCUGCGAACCCUGGCCCGGGCGGCCCACUGGCCUCGCAGAAAAUUCAACUUCUAUGUGCUGGAGAAUAAUCUGGAAGCCGUGGCCCGACACAUGCUGAUCUUCAGCCUGGCCCUGGAGGAACCCGAGAAGAUGGGGCUACAAGAGAGGAGCGAGACCUUCCUGGAGGUGUGGGGGAACGCGCUGCUGCGCCCCUCGGUGGCCGCCUUCGUGCGCGCCCAGGCCGAGCGCCUGGCGUGCCUUGUCCCCGAGCCCGAGCGCCUGGCGGAGCAGCUGCCCUGGCUCAGGCUGGACGCCCUCAAGUUCCGAGAGCGGGAUGCCCUGGAGGCCGUGUUCCGCUUCUGGGCCGGCGCGGAGAAGGGGCCCACGGCCUUCCCCAUGAGCCGCCUCUGGGACUCGCGGGUCCGCCAGUACCUGGGCUCCCGCUACGACUCCCGGCGCGGGGUCAGCGACUGGGACCUGCAUAUGAAGCUGUACGACCGCGGGGCCCAGGUGAUCCACAUCCGCGAGUUCCGGCGCUGGAGGGACACGGGCGUCGCCUUUGAACUCAGGGACUCCAGCUCCUACCACCUGCCCAAUCGCACCCUGGCGUCCGGGCGCCUCCUGAGCCACCGUGGAGAGCGCGUGGCCGCUCGCGGGUACUGGGGGGACAUCGCCACAGGGCCCUUUGUGGCCUUUGGCAUCGAAGCAGAUGACCAGAGCCUCCUUCGGACCAGCAAUGGGAAGCCCGUGAAGACCGCAGGUGAAAUCACCCAGCACAACGUGACGGAGCUGUUCCAGGAGGUGUCCAGCUGGUGGCGCCCAAGAGCCAUCCAGCGGGACCUGGAGCAGGUGCAGCCGGAGGAGACCGGGAACCUGCAUCCAGCAUCCCCUACACAGGAUGCCUUCAUUGUCCACUUCCUGCCCCUCGGUUCUGCCCAGACGCUCCACCACAAAAGCUGCUACCAGGGGCGGUUCCACCUCCUCUACCUGGCCUGUGGGAUGGUCCAUCUACUGAGUCCUGAGCUGGGGGCCUGCGUGGCCCCCGGAGGGCAUCUGACUGUGGAAUUAGCUCGGUACCUGGUCGACCUGAGGCAGGAGCAGCUGCAGGCGUUCUCUGACCGGGUCCGGGAGCUGGCUCAGGCGGCUGGGUUCACUCUGCAGUCUGGGGACAGGUCCUCGGAGACCUUCGCUCGGUUCUGCAGGACCAGGGGUGACUCCUCUCCAAGAGUGAGUGAGGAAGUUGUGGGAGCCACAGGAACCCAGAGCCAGCCUUCCCAGCUGCCUCCUCUGCCUCUAGAAGCCAGGGCUGCAGUCAUGAUCCCGCCUCCUGAAGACGUGGAUACGCCCCCUGAACAUAUAGUCCCGCCCCCUGGCGACAUGGCACCACCCCCUGAAGAGGUGGCCACGCCCCUUGGACACAUAGCUUUGUCCCCUGGCGUCUUGACUCCACCUCCUGAAGAUAAUGUCACGCCUCCUGAACUAAUAGCUUCAACUUCUAGUGCCAUGACCCCGCCUCCUGAAGGCAUGGACACACCCCCUGAACACAUAACCCCGCCCCCCGGUGGCAUGGCACCACCUACUGAAGAAAGGGCCACGCCCCCUGGCGCCAUGACCCCACCUCCUGAUGACGCAACCACGCCCCAUUAA